UCAGAGCCUGUGUUUUGAUUGUGUUCUCGGUCCUCACCGACGCAGCUCCAGCUCUGGUUGUGUUUGGACGUGAAUGUAAGACUCGCUGAAAAUGAAUCUAGCGGAUUAAUGUUCUUUAGGAUUUAUAGCUGAACCACAGCCCUGGCUCGUUAUUUUGCGCGGACUGCUGUUGUUGGUGAGGAGAAUGGGGUGCUGCUCAGGGAGAUGUGUGCUGAUCCUCCUGUGCACUGUUCAACUGAUCACUGCUUUGGAGAGGCAGGCAUUUGAUUUUCUAGGUUACCAGUGGGCUCCGAUCCUGAUUAACUUUCUCCAUAUUAUUGUGGUCAUACUUGGACUGUUUGGGACCAUCCAGUACCACCCCCGCUAUGUUAUACUGUAUGUAGUCUGGACUGUUUUCUGGGUGACAUGGAAUAUCUUCAUCUGUUGCCUCUAUCUUGAUUUGGGAGGACUUUCUAAGGAGAGUGACUACAUGUCUCUGGGGCUGUCCUCACAUGGGUCCUGGUGGAAGGACAACGGGCCAGGCUGUGAGAACAAGGACCUGCCAGCAGCUAAAUGGCAGGGUGAAGACAGUCCGGCACUGAUCUCCACUCUGGGCUGUGUGCUGGAGUACCAGUACAUUGAGGUUCUCCACAGUGCAUUGCAACUGGUCAUUUCUCUGCUGGGAUUCGUGUUUGGCUGCUAUGUGGUAAGCGUCUUCAGUGAAGAAGAGGACACGUACCUGUAUAAAUGAGGAGUGUCUAGCAGACAAAUAUCAAAUGAAGCAGGAGCACGUGGAAGAAAAGAACAAGGAAGAAAGGAUGGAGCCAUUUCUCUAAAAACCUUGAAGGAGCAGUAACCUAUGAAAAACAGUCACCUGAUAAAUGACUCAUGUUUGUGUUUUAGACCCAUUUGUGCACUUAAUCCUGGCUUAAUUACCUUUCUAUUAUAGACAGCCUGUAAAACCCAAGGACUGUGCCAUAUCUGAGAAAAGAGAGCAACGUCCACAUAUUUAACAUCACUUUUGACAUAUCAACUGAACAUGUAUGUGAUGCAGAAAUUAGUUUUCCUAACUCAUAUUUUUAUUGAAUCUCUCAUCAUAAGACAAGUAUAUUUUUUGGAGAUAUUCUGAAAAUUAUUCGGUUGUGUUUUUUCACACAUAGAUGUUGACAGCAAUAGACGUGAACUACUUGUGAAAGUAAUAAGAGUUGGCAAUAUGCUUGUAUGUGUGCACAUUUUUUUUGUAAAUGAAGGCCAACAUGGGAUUAUAUGUAGAGCCAGAAUUAAGCAUUUUCUUUAUUUUAAUCUCUUGAAAUAUGUAAAUAGUAAAUUUAAUAAGCAGACGUCAGCUGCGUAUUGUAACGAAUGACCUUUUAGUCAAUAUUAAUGUACACUUGCUAUUACUUUAUCUUUGUCUGUCAGUUGUGAAAGAAAGUGUUGGUGAACAAGUAGUUUGAUUUUGAUGCUAAUAGUGCUUUUUAUUGUUAUAAACAAAUGUGCACACUCCUGCUAAAAAGUAAUAGUCCAGUCCCAACUAUAAACCUUAUAGACAGUGCAAGUUUCCUAAUCACCUAAAGUUGAGGAAUUGCUAGAGACACCUAGUGGCUAGAGUGAGAAUGCUCGGGUUGCAUGUGUCUUAAUGCAGUGUCACCUAUAGGCUGAUUUACUGAGGUCCACCUUUAAUUUUAUUAUUGAUGCAAUUUAACAUGUAGAUACCCUGUUUCCAAAAAAGUUGGGACAGUAUGUGAGAUACUAAUAAGAGCAGAAAUCUGGGAUUGGUACAUUCUAAUUAUCAUAUUACAUUGAAAACAGUACAAAAAUACAAUGUUUGAUGUUUUACCUUUAACUUUUAUUUUUUCUGUAAAUACACACUCUUUACAAAUUUGAUGCCUGCAACACAUUCCAAAAAUGUUGGAACAGGAACGUGUUAUAUGAUCUCUUUUAAUUAGUCUUCUCAGAUUCAGAUUCCUUUAUUGAUCCCAGGGGGAAAUUGCAGAUAAUGGUUUAAGGAUAGCCAUUGAUUUUUGGCCGUUCUUCCAGUAUACAAGUUUUCAGUUGUGCAACCACACUGGCCCUUUGUUGUUGUAUUUUACAUUUUUUAGAGAAAGAUCUUGACUGCAGGAAGGCCAGUCUAGCACCCAUACUUUCUGAUUAUGCAGUCGUGCUGUUGUAACGUGCAGAAUGUGGCUUGGUGAAAUAAACAUGGAAGUCCCUGAAAAGGACUUUGUUUAGAAUGCAGCAUAUGUUGCCCCAAAUUGUGUACAUGUCUUACUGGGUUAAUGGUGCCUUCAGAUGUGCAAGUUACACCCCCAUGCCAGAGCCUGACUUUUGAACUUUAUGCUGGUAACAAUCUGGGACACAAUGUCCAUUAUUUCCGUAAGUAACCUGACUGGGUGACUCGUCAGAACACAAUACAUGAUUGCACUGUGCAUCAGUCCAUUUCAGAUGAGCCUGAGGCCAGAGAAGUCAGUGGUGUUUCUGGAGUUUUAUUGACAUGUGGCUUCUGCUGUGCAUAGUACAAUCUGUAUGGGCAUUUGUGCAUGCAGCAAAUCCAUGUGGUGAAUUCCUUCAUGGAAGCAUACAGUAAAGCAGAAAUGUGUGAAGGAUCGAAGGUCACAUAUAUUCACUUGUCUUUUAAGCACAGAGAUUUUGCCUGGGUUUCCUGUCAUUUUUUAUGAUAUUAUGCACUGUAGAGAGUGAAAUACUCUAACACUUAUUGGCAAAUCACUUGUUGAUUUAGUGAAAAACUGUUGGAUCAUUGGUUGAUGCAUUUUUGGCAAAGUGGCGAGUUUCAACCCAUGCAUCAUCUCUUUAAGAUGGUUUUGGAACAAUUUAUAAUACACCAGUUCUUAAAUCGCCCCGGUCCCAGAAUUUUUUUGGAACAUACUACAGACAUCAAUCUCAGAAUGAGCAUGUUUACAGAAACAAUCAAGUUGAUCAAGUAAAACAUGAAACAUACUGUCUUUAAACUGUUUUUAUUUCAGUACAGGUCAAGUCACUGCUUUCUGUUUUUAUUUGAAUUACACAUAUUAUCCCAUUUUUUGGGAAUUUCAUAAUUGACCAAAUUCAACAAGUAACCUUUAGGACUGUAAAUGUUAAAGUGUGAUCAUUGUGUCUCAUUUGAACUUGCCAAUAACUGUUACUGUGUGUAGUCAUGUGGUGUGUAUUAAAUAAUUAUUUUUUUUUUAUGUAGUAUAUUUUGUUAAAAUUAUUUUUAAACUAGUCUUAUCAGAAUAUGGACCAUCAGGCCACCCAACCACAACAGUAUCUAUAUUCCAUUGGCAUCCACUGCUGGUACAGUCUUCAUAACCACUUUGUGUUUGCUGUGUGAGAUUUAAUAGUGAUAUUGUCUUCUAAUUGAUAAAUGAUGUGGUGUUUAAUACAGAACCUGUACCUCUUUUUACCCACUACUGCUCCUCUCUCACACACAAGCUCUAUAAGCACUCUGGAGAAAUUAAACUGCAGGCACUCUAUGAGGAA
This is a messenger RNA of Pygocentrus nattereri (red-bellied piranha), 3456 nucleotides long. RefSeq lists its product as uncharacterized. Gene Ontology annotation, biological process: regulation of sodium ion transport. The record is from RefSeq and is a predicted model, not a curated record. Lineage: Eukaryota; Metazoa; Chordata; Actinopteri; Characiformes; Serrasalmidae. The coding region runs from base 185 to 730 and encodes 181 amino acids. The transcript has 6 exons.